GGCACCGCGGAGCGCAGGGCGGGGGCCGAGCCUGGCUGGGCGGCGUCGCACCCGGGGACAGCUGGUCGGCGGCGCGCGGCUCGGCUCGGCUCGGCUCGGCUUGGCGGCCGCGGCUCCGGGGGGCUCGUGCGGCGGGGCAGAAGAGGCUGUAGACGCGGCCUGCGAAGAUGUCGGGCCAGACGCUCACCGAUCGCAUCGCCGCCGCUCAGUACAGCGUGACGGGCUCCGCUGUCGCCAGAGCGGUCUGCAAAGCCACCACGCAUGAAGUGAUGGGCCCCAAGAAAAAGCACCUGGACUAUUUGAUCCAGGCUACCAAUGAGACCAAUGUCAAUAUUCCUCAGAUGGCUGAUACACUCUUUGAGAGGGCAACAAACAGUAGCUGGGUGGUUGUAUUUAAAGCUUUAGUCACGACACAUCAUCUCAUGGUGCAUGGAAAUGAGAGAUUCAUUCAGUAUUUGGCCUCUAGAAAUACACUAUUCAAUCUCAGCAAUUUUUUGGACAAAAGUGGAUCUCAUGGUUAUGAUAUGUCUACAUUCAUAAGGCGCUAUAGUAGAUAUUUGAAUGAAAAGGCCUUCUCUUACAGACAGAUGGCAUUUGAUUUUGCCAGAGUGAAGAAAGGAGCUGAUGGUGUGAUGAGGACGAUGGCUCCUGAGAAGCUCCUAAAGAGUAUGCCAAUACUUCAGGGACAAAUUGAUGCACUGCUCGAAUUUGAUGUGCAUCCAAAUGAACUAACAAAUGGUGUCAUAAAUGCUGCAUUCAUGCUUCUUUUCAAAGAUCUUAUCAAACUCUUUGCUUGCUACAAUGAUGGAGUUAUUAACUUACUUGAAAAAUUUUUUGAAAUGAAGAAAGGACAAUGUAAAGAUGCCCUGGAAAUUUACAAACGAUUUCUAACUAGGAUGACACGAGUUUCUGAAUUUCUCAAGGUUGCAGAGCAAGUUGGCAUUGAUAAGGGUGACAUUCCUGAUCUCACUCAGGCUCCCAGCAGUCUUAUGGAGACCCUUGAACAACAUCUAAAUACAUUAGAAGGAAAGAAACCUGGAAACAAUGAAGGAUCUGGUGCUCCCUCUCCAUUAAGUAAGUCUUCUCCAGUCACAACUGUUACGUCUCCUAGUUCGACACCAGCUAGAACUACUGACACGUCCCCACCAGUUGAUUUGUUUGCAACAGCAUCUGCAGCUGCCCCAGUCAGUACCUCCAAACCAUCUAGUGAUCUCUUGGACCUCCAGCCAGACUUUUCCUCUGGAGGGGCAGCUGCAGUAGUAGCACCAGCACCAGCGCCUUCUUCUGGGGGAGCCACUGCGUGGGGAGACCUUUUGGGAGAGGAUUCUUUGGCUGCACUUUCCUCUGUUCCCUCUGAAGCACCGAUUUCUGAUCCAUUUGCAUCAGAAACUACCCCUCUUCCCACCACUGCUGAAAUUGCAACUUCUUCCGCUUCUGCCCCAACUACUACAACUGUCACUGCUGCCACUGCUGAAGUGGAUCUCUUUGGAGAUGCCUUUGCAACUUCUCCUGGGGAGGCCCCUCCAGCAUCCGAAGGGGCCACAGCAGCAGCUCUCCCCACCCCGGUAGCCGCAGCUCUUGAUGCAUGUUCAGGAAAUGACCCCUUUGCCCCAUCUGAAGGUAGUGCAGAGGCUGCACCUGAGUUGGACCUCUUUGCAAUGAAGCCACCUGAGACCAGUGUUCCUGUAGUUACCCCUACAGCUAGCACAGCCCCUCCGGUUCCUGCCACUGCUCCUUCUCCUGCUCCCACCAUUGCAGCUGCCACUGCUGCCACGACCGUCGUUGCCACCACUGCUACCACUUCUGCCAUCACCUCUACCACCACCUCCACUGCUCCUCCUGCUCUAGAUAUCUUUGGUGAUUUAUUUGAGGCUGCUCCUGAAGUCGCCGCAGCGGCUAAGCCAGAGGCUGCACCUAGCAUAGAUCUGUUUGGUACAGAUGCUUUCUCCUCUCCACCACAAGGGGCCUCUCCUGUGCCCGAGAGCUCUCUCACUGCUGACCUCUUAUCCGUGGAUGCAUUUGCAGCUCCAUCUCCUGCGACCACUGCCUCUCCAGCAAAGGCGGAGUCUUCAGGGGUCAUAGACCUUUUUGGGGAUGCAUUCGGAAGUAGUGCUUCUGAACCCCAACCUGCUCCUCAGGCUGCUUCUAGUUCAUCAGCAUCGGCAGACCUACUAGCUGGAUUUGGGGGUUCUUUCAUGGCCCCUUCUCCAUCACCAGUGACUCCAGCUCAGAAUAACUUGCUACAACCCAAUUUUGAUGUAGCUUUUGGAACAGUGCCCUCUACUUCAAGCAGCAGCUCCUUUGAUCCAUCAGUGUUUGAUGGUCUAGGGGAUCUUCUUAUGCCAACCAUGGCACCAGCUGGGCAACCUGCACCAAUCUCGAUGGUACCAACCAGUCCUGCAAUGGCAGCCAGCAAACCCCUUGGGAGUGAUCUGGACUCAUCUCUUGCCAGUUUAGUAGGCAAUCUUGGAAUUUCUGGUACCACAUCCAAAAAGGGAGAUCUUCAAUGGAAUUCUGGAGAGAAAAAGUUGACUGGUGGAGCCAAUUGGCAGCCCAAAGUGGCUCCUGCAACCUGGUCUGCAGGUGUCCCAGCAAGCACACCUUUGCAAGGAACUGUACCUGCAACCAGUUCGGGCCCUCCUGUUGCCACAGCACCAUCUGUGGGACAACCUGGACCAGGGUUUGGAAUGCCUCCUGCUGGUUCAGGCAUGCCUAUGAUGCCUCAGCAGCCAGUCAUGUUUGCACAACCUAUGAUGAGACCACCAUUUGGAGCCACAGCUGUACCGGGCACACAGCUUUCUCCAAGCCCUACACCUGCCACUCAGAGUCCCAAGAAACCUCCAACAAAGGACCCAUUAGCGGAUCUUAACAUCAAGGAUUUCUUAUAAACAAUUUAAGCUGCAAUUUUUGUGACUGAAUAGGAAAAAUAUUAAUGAGUUUGGAGACUUCACAAAAGAUUGAUGCUCAGAGUUUCAAAGUGAGCCACCAGUACCAAACCCAAUGCUUACUCAUAACUUCUCUUCCAAAAUGUGUAGCACAGCUGUGAAAGUGAAUAUUAGGAAUGUGUCCUACCUUAGCUGUUAUCCCUACUCUCAAAGCUGUAGUGUAUUUGGAUUAUUUGUGUGUUGUUGUACGAUGUAAACAACGAAUGGAUGUUGAUGAUGCCUUUUGUGCUUUUUCUGGAACUCACCUAUGGAUGGAUGCUGCAGCUGUUUGUGUGGUGAGCCAUUUGGAAAGAUGUGUCUGUGUUUUUGAAGGUUUCAAUGUAUAUAUACAACUUUUGGACAAAUCUAAACUCUCCCCCUAAAUUCUCUUUUCUUCUUUAUCUCUAUUACAAAUAUAAUGUGAUAAUAUCAGAUAGUAAGGAAAACACUUAAAUAUACAAAACAUUUUUUGGUGUGAAGUACACUUUUCCAAUCACAGGAACUUAAACUGUUGUGAGAAAUGUUUAUUUUUGUGACAUUGUAUAUGUUAAGAAAUUUUAUUUUAAAAAAAUGUAAAAUUUAAAUGUCCAUAAUAAAUAUUUCUCUUUGAAGCUACCUUCUCAAAAAUGAAAAAGCAUAUGGAAAAAUUCCAUAAUUCAUCACUGCUCUGUUGAAUAUAUAUAUUUUAAUUACAUUUGACAGGUUUUGCAUCUAAAUUAACCAAUUUAUUCAUUCUUGAUUAAAUGCACUGAAAAUUAAAAGGUCCAUUUCUAUCAAGUAUGUGAAAAUGCAAUUAGAGAUGUGCUAUUCAAGUGAUUUUGAAGAUAACAAGGUAUAUUUAUAAUUUAAAGAUUACUGCAAGUAAUUUAUUUUAUUGUGGGUUUUAUGUACAUCUGUUAAUUUAGUAUUUCUUUGUGUGUUCUAUAGACUAGUGUUCUUCCAUUCUUCAAUUGAGGUCAAAGUGGGUUUUGUUGUACCAUUGUAUUAGAAUUUAAACUAAUUCAGAGAAUUGUAUCCUUUGCUGUAUAUACCAUAUUCUUUAAUUUUUAAUUUGUUGUCAUACUGUCUGUGCUGAUGGCUUGGCUUAAGAUUUUGAUGCAUAAAUGAGGUCACUGUUGAUCAGUGUUUCUAGUGGCUUGGCAGCUCUUUGUAAAAGCAUAUUGGGUUAGAAAGGUGUUUACCUAUUUUUCAAAUUAUUUAAUAGAUGUAUGGUACCAUAAAAA
Messenger RNA from Suncus etruscus (white-toothed pygmy shrew), 4147 nucleotides. It is a transcript of the gene SNAP91, whose product is annotated as synaptosome associated protein 91. Lineage: Eukaryota; Metazoa; Chordata; Mammalia; Eulipotyphla; Soricidae. The record is from RefSeq and is a predicted model, not a curated record. Gene Ontology annotation, cellular component: clathrin-coated pit; extrinsic component of presynaptic endocytic zone membrane; synaptic vesicle. The coding region runs from base 168 to 2888 and encodes 906 amino acids. The transcript is spliced from 30 exons. Gene Ontology annotation, biological process: synaptic vesicle budding from presynaptic endocytic zone membrane; clathrin-dependent endocytosis; clathrin coat assembly. Gene Ontology annotation, molecular function: phosphatidylinositol-4,5-bisphosphate binding; clathrin heavy chain binding; 1-phosphatidylinositol binding.